Molecule: messenger RNA, 1950 nt
Organism: Trichomonas vaginalis G3
Lineage: Eukaryota; Parabasalia; Trichomonadida; Trichomonadidae
Exons: 1
Coding region: 1-1950 (649 amino acids)
Source: RefSeq, a predicted model, not a curated record
AUGUUCCAAUCAAAAGAAUUAGUCACCAAGUUCUUUUCAAGGUUCUAUCGCGUCAGAAAAAAUAUUGAAACUUCAGUUUUCGAAUUUCCAAAAUUUAUUUUACAAAUUAAAGACAGUUCUAAUAAUUUUAGUACAGAAGAAGGCGUUUUCUCGGUUGACGAUAUCUCUUUCGACUCAACAAACUUUAUAAAAAGUAGUUCUUACAGAAGCGUUGUAGUUGAUGCAGAAUCACCGAAUAGAACUUCAGAAUAUCCAUUUGCAAUCAAAUUUUCUGCAUCAGGAGAGAAAGAUGUCCACGAAACUUUAUUUUCUUCAGAUUCCGAGUUAAUUCUUGGUUUUCUUACUCUCUACAUUGCCAUUUUAAAGAAAAAUAGCCAAAAAGAGGAACCACUUACAGAAGAUUCAUUUGCAAAAGAACUUCCGAAGCAAAAUGAAGAUUUUAUUUUUGGAGAGACCAAAUUCAUUUCCCCUGAACUAAACCAAAGAAUGGAAAUUUCGCAGAACACGGUUUCUCUCAAAUUUUCACCGGUUAUAGUUCCAGAAAAGGCAAGUCUGAAAAGAGAGUUAAUUUCAUUCGGUUUACCGAUCAAGAGGCGAAUAUUUUACAUUAAUAGCUCACGAAGAAUGCGAACACCUUUGUUUAUGAAGAAAAUUAAACCACAAUUUAAUUCAAUUAUUAAUUCUCAGGAUUCUAGCCGUUAUCAGAAGACUUAUACAGAUGAUAUGAUAUUAAAGUACCCUGAAAUCAAUCUUCCUCCAACAAAAUCCACUUCUUUCAAGUUUAAUAUUGCUGGUCCUUUAAUUAAUGAGUUUCUACAGACGAACUCCUCACCAACGUCAAUGAUGCAAUCACUACAACUAGCAUCACAACAGGAUUCCUGUCCUCCUGACAUAAAAAUGCUUUUUGACAAAUUAAAAAUCACAAUUCCUUCAAAAACCAGUUCAAAUAUGAACGAACCCGGUUCAUAUAUCAUUAACAAGAUAAGAGAUAUCAAUUCCCAUCUCCAAAACCAAGAAAAUCUCUCAAAUCCGAUUCCGACCGAAUUUGUCAAAAUUAUUUCCAGCAUUUUAGUAGAUAUUCCCAAGCCAUCAGUUGAUAUCCGCCAGAAUUUGUACGAAUUCCUUAAAAAAGAUCCGAAAAUUGCGAAAAUCCUUCCAAAUCAGCAAAUUUCGGACAAAUUGCAGUCCGUGGCCAUCGUAGUAGGCAGAUUAUUACUGAUCCACAAGCUCACAUCGUUUUUCAAGAGCCUGGCGAAUAAUUCCAAAUGGCGAGAAGAAAAUUACAUGGUUGGAUCACUGAUGUUGUCGAGUACGUUCAUUUGCGAUAUCGCAUUGACGAUUUCCGAUAUCGAACAGAAGCAUUUCAAGGGAACUUUGACCAAUUUGAAGAAUUUCACAAAACCGAUACCGAUAGAAACUAUUGAAGGUCGUAUUUCUCUUUUGUCUCAUGGUAUUGUUAAGAUGCAAAUCACAUCAGAUGACGAACAGUGCUAUGAAUACGCAUAUGCUUUAUUAAUCCAUUAUAUUUGCGAUUUCUUCUCGAAAGACUUCAUUUUACCAACGAACGUCGCAAUAAGACAACUGAGGAGUCCAUGGUAUGUUUUCGCUAGCAGUUUGGAGAUGCAAAUCAACGACUGCAACGAAAUUACAAAUUUAGUUGCAUUGUUGAAGCAGGCAAGUAAUCAUUUUGCAUAUUCCCCAUCAUCACUGAUGAAAGUUUUCUUUUUGAACGGCCUUUCAAUCGGAAUUGCGUGGCAAUUCAUUCUUUUUGGUGCAGCAAGAGGUUCUUCAGCAAAACUCUACAAACCAACAGCUCCUGCAUCUAACAUUUCACGUGUUUGUGCUGUUGCAUUAUCAAUUGCAACACUGAGAUUUGUCAACAUCGAACUUAACUCAGAAAAUGUUCUUAAAUACGCUGAUGAAUUCAGUAACAUGGAAUCUGUUUAUUAA